Phyllostomus hastatus (greater spear-nosed bat) is the source of this 930-nucleotide messenger RNA. It is a transcript of the gene PBDC1, whose product is annotated as polysaccharide biosynthesis domain containing 1. Gene Ontology annotation, cellular component: cytoplasm. NCBI's taxonomy places the organism in Eukaryota, Metazoa, Chordata, Mammalia, Chiroptera, Phyllostomidae. The record is from RefSeq and is a predicted model, not a curated record. The coding region runs from base 32 to 637 and encodes 201 amino acids. The transcript has 6 exons.
AGUGGCGCCACGCUGUGUUAGCCGCCGAAACAUGGAGGCAACUAGUGAAAAUGAAGAGCCGGUGUCCGGGGAAGUGGUGUCAGUGGCACAUGCUCUUUCUCUCCCGGCUGAGUCUUAUGGCAACGAUCCUGAUAUUGAGAUGGCAUGGGCCAUGAGAGCAAUGCAGCACGCUGAAGUCUAUUACAAACUGAUUUCAUCAGUUGACCCGCAGUUCCUGAAACUCACCAAAGUGGAUGACCAAAUCUAUUCUGAAUUUCGGCAAAAUUUUGAGAAACUCAGGGUAGAUGUAUUGGACCCAGAAGAACUCAAGUCAGUAUCAGCUAAAGAGAAGUGGAGGCCAUUCUGUUUGAAGUUUGAUGGGGUUAUAGAAGACUUUAACUAUGGUACUUUGCUGCGACUGGAUUGUUCUCAAGGCUACACUGAAGAAAACACCAUCUUUGCCCCCAGGAUACAAUUUUUGGCCAUUGAAAUUGCUCGGAACCGGGAAGGCCAUAACAAAGCAGUUUACGCCAGUGUUCAGGACAAAGAAGAGGACGAAGGAGCCAGCGGAGGAGAACCAGAGAAAAGCGACAACGGAGGAGAACAAGAGAAAGAAGCCAAGGAAGGCAUCAGCAAAAGUGGUGAAACGCCUAUGUAAGGUAGAGAGGGAGUAGUGCCCUAGAAACUGUGACUCAGCUGAGUCUACAUGUACCACGAUGCUCCUUGCAGAUCCCUGCAGUUAAAUGUGUGUCCCUGUUCAGUGGAAGGACAUGCAGAAGGACAUUUUUUUAUAGCCUAGUAGUCAGGAGCUUCUCCGGUUGUUCUUUUGUAUGAACUGGCUUAAAAAACUAUGAGUGGGGUCAUAGUUGAUUGUUUCUUAGUGUAUUUUCUUCUUGCUUCUCUUCACUGGUUAAGUAAGACAUUUUGUAAAUAAAUUUCUUUUGGUUCUUA